AUGGCGUCCGCUACCCACCGGCUCCGCCCUCUUGGUUUCCUCAUCUACCCGAAACGGACCAUCCACCAGCAGGCUAUCCUGGUGAAAGGUAUUAUGGAGGCUUACAGCACGGGCAUGAAAUGGCGCCGACAUCCGCAUCCUCUAUCCCGUAUACGGGACCUCCGCCUCCGCCUCCACCUCGAAGCUUGCGACCGGCAAUACAUCGGAGCAGGUCAAGUGCGCGUCGGCAAAGUUUCAGAAGGCCACUCAUACCCACCACUGAUUCCGAUGACACCAGCGACGACCUGCACGACGACGACAGCACUCCUUCGUUGGGGGCAUCAUCCCGUAGCAGUACGGUCCAGCGGACCCGGCGGGAUCACGGCUCAGCGCGGAUUCACAGAACCCCCGAGAUCGAAAGACUCGGAGGGCAUCAGAGAGCCGCAACCGGGGCUUGGCACCACGAGCACCCCUACCCAGCAAAGAAACGUGGUAAAGGAGGCCGAUAUCAGACAAAGGGAGUUUGAAGUAAGGGUGCAAGAAAGCGAAAGUUAUUUGAGAAAGAAAAUUGAGGAUAUGAUGCUUGCCCAGGACGAGGUCAGCAAGGGGAUCCAAAUGGUCAGGCAAGAGUCGCAACAGGGCCUAAGAGCAAUGAUAGAAGCAGAGCAUAACUUGGGAGAAGAAAAUAGGAAGAUGAUGGAGGAACGAGCCAUGAUAGAAGAAGAUAUGAGGAUUAGGUUUGCUGCAGAAGAAACAGCAAGGCGGGAGGCAAGAGAGGCCGAGGCAAGAAGUCAAAUGGAGAUGAUGAAGCGCGCCUGGGAACAGCUGCUGCAUGACAUGGAAAUGGAUAUGAACAGGGUCAAGGCGCAACAACUCGCUAGGAACGUUCUGCGGGACGAGAUCAGAGCUGAUCUGCAAGCCGAAGCCACCAUGACCCCGAACAUGGCCGAGGGGGUGCCGACGCAAACUGCAGAAGCGAAGAAGGAGGCCUCUGUGAGCCCCAUUCCCAGCUACUCGCCCGAAUUUCCUUAUUCUCAAUCUCCGGAUCGGUUCCAGUCUCCUUCCAUCCCAGAGAGGAGGCACCCGCUCGAGCCUCGCAGGCGACGGGCACAGGAACCACCACCCGAGGCCCCCGACCCACCGACUGAGGAAGGAGAUGACGAAGUAGAGCCCAACGUGGACAAGGGGACCGGCGCUGAAAACAGCCUUGACUCCGGUGUGGAGUUGGCUAGUUCAUAUUACUCCAGCUUCCGCUCCGAGAGCAGGUCGAGUUGGCGCGGGGAGAGGGCCUGGAGGGCGGAAAGAGAAGCACGAAGGAGUCUCCGGAUCUUCAGAGAGGAACUUGUUGAUCCGAUUUGCGAUACGCUCUUGAGCCUCCUGGAAGCCUACACGGGAGAUAGACCAAUGGAGCCUUCUGUCUACCCACAGCCUCCGCAUUCGCCGGGAGCGCACGACUUUGAAUCGGUUUCGUCGGGUUCGGAUCCAAAGUCAUCCUUGUCAGGCUUGCGGCCGGGCGAUGACGAGACUGUCACACCCCGAGGCAAUCGGCAGUCCAGUCGGCGACAGGCACGCGAGGCCCUUAGACGACCUCGCUCUCGGAAAAGUAAUCGUGCAAACGAGAACCGGCUGCGGACGAGGGAAUCAUCGCGAGCCUAUUCGUUGGAAGAAUCCGCUUCUCUGACGGAGAACGGCCCUCCAGCGUUGGUCGAACAAGAACCCAGGGGCAUAGAAGAAGUUGCCCAUGAAAACGAAACCCCCGACCCAGCCGACCUACCAGUACCAAGCAACAUCAAGACAGUUCCCAGGGCGGAAGGAACAACAUGGCUUCAACUCAUGUCAUCAACACUACCUGAUGCUGUAGAUGGAGAAGAAGCAUUACCCCCUGCAUGUCCAUCUCCUGAAGUUGCGUUCGGAUUGAGUGACGAAGAGAACUCAGGCCCCACAUUCAAGACCUCCCCAAUGAGCCCUCAGAAGACAGCAACAAUCACUGGGCCUCAUCGCGAGUGGGGGGCCCGAGUGCUCUUGCCGCAACAGUACCAGCUCGAAAUCGCCAAACCCGAGGACGCAAUGGUGUCGAUGCGAACAGACGGACUCUUUUUUACCCCGAAUCGGUUUACAAGUACAAAUUCAUAG
Penicillium canariense is the source of this 2112-nucleotide messenger RNA. RefSeq lists its product as uncharacterized. The coding region runs from base 1 to 2112 and encodes 703 amino acids. The transcript has 4 exons. The record is from RefSeq and is a predicted model, not a curated record. NCBI's taxonomy places the organism in Eukaryota, Fungi, Ascomycota, Eurotiomycetes, Eurotiales, Aspergillaceae.